GGGAGCAGAAAUGCUUCCUAAGUGCUAAUGGUAAGCUGGAGCCUGAGCAGUUGCUGCUGCCUGCAAGAGUACAGUGGGGCUGUGCCUGCUUCUUCCUCUGAGACACAAGUUAGUGCCCUAUCUUAUUUAACUCUUGUUUUAAUGAAAGUAAUUCCAUAUUUAACUUUUUUUUUUUUUUACCUUUGGCUUUAAAAUUUCCAUUUUUAUUUCAGUUGUCAUUGUGGGUAGGAAGAUCAUAAGGGAAAUGGAUUUGUUUUUCCAUUUUGUGAAAUGGAUGCAAAAGUCACUUUUGGAAGUGUACCACGAUGAGAGAGAUCACUUUUAAUCCUGCAGUUCUCAGUGAUACUGAGCUGUUCACUGGUGGCCUGUGAUCAUCCUGUUUGUAUUUUUUUUUCUCAAGAUAGCUACAUUCCAAAGGAGAAAAUACCACACUGCACUUUGUUUAUAGUGCUUGGGGUGUGUAUUAAGCUUCUUUGAAAGGAUCCAUAUCAAGUAUGUCAAGACUUCCUAACAUUAAUCAAGCAGUUUCUUUCUCUGAAACAUUAAUAGAACAUUCUGCUUAGACUUGCAAGAGUGUCUACUUGAUGUAGUGUUCUUACUUCCUUCACAAAUAAAGAUCUGCUGGAUUAUAAACACCGUUUAAGUUCUGCAAACCCUUACUGUGCCCUGUUCUGUUUGCAGCACAGCCCUUGAACUCUGCUUGAAGGCUGGCGCUUGUCAAACAGCAGAAAUAUAUAGUGGCACGCAGCCAGGCACUCUUGAACUCUACAGUUCAUGAGUUCUCAGGAAGGCAUGAAGAAGCAGUAGGUUUUUCUCCUAGCACUUCAGAACUAGAUACCUAUAAAAGCUGAAGAUUGAAUGACCCCAGAACGCAGGGCUCUAUCAGGGAAUUAAAUGUUGGGUGACUGGAAGCUUGCAGGAACAGCAGUUCUUGCAAUUGGACUGUGGCUUCGAUUUGAUGUGCAGACCAAAAGCAUCUUUGAACUGGAAUCCAACAACAUGACAUUCUAUACAGGAGUUUACAUCCUAAUUGGAGCUGGUGCACUCAUGAUGCUGGUUGGCUUCUUGGGAUGCUGUGGUGCAUUGCAGGAAUCACAGUGUAUGCUUGGACUGUUCUUCGUCUUCCUCUUUGUGAUUUUUGCCCUUGAAAUUGCUACUGCCAUCUGGGGAUUUGCAAAUAAAGAAAAGAUUGUCGAAGAGUUACAGGACUUCUACAGAGAAACCUAUGAAAAGAGAUCUCAACCAGCUGCCAGAGAAAUCUUGAAAGCAUUCCAUUUUGCUCUGAACUGCUGUGGUAUUACUGGAGGUCUUGAGCAGCAGUUGAUGGAAUCCUGUCCAAAGAAGACCUUGCCUGAGUCAUUUACUACAAUGCCAUGCCCUAAAGCCAUUGAUGAUGUCUUUAAUUCAAAACUGAAUGUCAUUGGAGCAGUUGGCCUUGGUAUUGCUGUGAUAAUGAUUUUUGGCAUGAUAUUCAGUAUGGUUCUUUGCUGUGCUAUCCGCAGAAACAGAGAAAUGGUCUAAGAGCUGUAAAUCCAAGGUGUCUGCACUAUAAAAUCUGUCACUAACUCUAGUGUUCUCAAAGCAGUUCUAAAAGAAAAUUGUAUGUUACCUUUUUAAUGCUUUAUUUGGUACUGGUGUAGAUUUGCUUUUUAUGCUAUAGGUUAAAAUGAUAAAGUUAUAUCUGACUCGAGAUGAAUACUGUACACAAAACAUCUGUUUUACUUGAAACUUAUGUAGUUUGGAUAUAUUUAUGUUUAAGGCAAUUUGAUACUUAAUAAAGAGUAAGAUGUAUUUUAUGUUUGGGGAAAAUCAUUGACGGGGCAAGGCCUGGUUGGAUGGGGCUCUGAGCAACCUGGUCUAGUGAGAGAUGCCCCUGCCCAUGGCAGGGGGUUGGAAGUAGACAUUCUUUAAAGGUCUCUUCCAACCCAAACCAUUCAGUGAUUUUAUGUUUAUGUUGAUGUAAUUUUAGAAGGUAAUUCCAAAGAAUGCAAAGAUCAUUCAUGAUCUGCUUUAUUGGUAAAUAUUGUGGAAGGUCUCAUAAUCUCUCCUUUUUUCAGUGCAUGAACAAAACCAGUUAUUAAUUAUAUUUUUCUUACUGCUGCAACAACAUCAUCUUCAUAUGAAAUGUAAAAGGAUAACUGUCAUACUGAUGAUACACAGGCAGUGGUACCCUGCUGUGCUAGGCUCUCCUCUGAUGCCAGGUGGGCUUUCUUAGCCUGUGUCCUGGCAUAACUGUUCCCUGGCAUCUGACAUGGCCUCAGUGUCUUGAUAAGGCAAAUUCCUAUAGUGGGUACUCAUAAGAUUUUUCUCAGUAGCUAAGUGUGUGCUUUGUCUGUCCAACACUAGUGACGUAUACAAUCUUAAGGGCCAAAUCUCAAAUUCUGGAGAGGGAACACAAAAGUUAUACUAGAAAUUAACGUAGUACUCUGCAGUCACUGCUCAUAGCAGCAACUAGCACUGUGGCUGUUGUGUUUCAGACCAAAAGUAGAAAUGGGAGAGAGCAACUGUGUUACUGUGGAAAUUCUAGCUAAGAAGUUACUAGUUUUCCUGUCCUUACAAUCUAAAUGGCCUUUAUAGUGUUUAAAAUAUCUCCUGGUGAGAUACAAACCUUAGGCUUUACCAGCUGUUGUGCUAUACCUGCAUACUGUGUUCUGCUGUAGCACCUCAGAUAUGUUCUUAGGAGUUUCUGACCUUUGUCAUCUGUGUACUUCAAUUUUUUUCAGCACUUCCCACUUUUCUCUUGUAAGGAUGUUCUCUUUUGACACGGGAAAUGUCAGAAUUGUGGAGGGCUGGGGCUCCACUUGUAGCAAUAGGUUAAUACCUGGAUGUCUUGCCUUAGUUAAUAAAUUCAAAGCCUUAUGCAAAUACUAAGCUGUCCUCUCUAUGCUCUAUUUCAUAGUGCAUUCCUAAAAAAGAUCAAUCUAAAGGAAGUGAGAAGCAUGCAUUUAGUUUAAGACUUGAAUGAACUCAGUUGUAAGCUAAUGAGAUAAUGUUGUUGCUAGCAGGAGUGCAGGUGAAUAGCAUUAGCUGUGGUGGUAGCUCUCAAACUUGAUGCAGAAGUCAACUGAAUAGCUGGAAGGAUAAGUUUGCACCUGUUUUCUAAGGAACCUAAAUGAGCAUUUUCUGUACACAUUAGUCUUUAUCUUACAACACUGCCUUCUUAACCACAGUGUUUAUGGUAACACUUCAUGUUUGUCUGCCAUCCAACUCUUUUUGGAAGUACUGCAACCCAACCUUCAGCCCUUGAACAUUCUGUAUGUGUUGGUUGAGUUUUCUGUAAACCUUCUUUCAAAUAGAGCUGAUUAUAGUUACUGAUGGUUACUUGAUUAUUACUUUUCUUUUAGCAAGAACAUGAAUUAUAGGUAUAAAAUCUGGUUGCAGUCCUCCUAAGUUCUUAAAGCUGAUAUCAAAUCAGUGCAUCUCAAACAACUGCUUCUGAGGCAGCUGGCUUUUCAGGCAGCAACUGGGACAGAUUUCCUGAAGAAUUUGCUUCUAAUUAAUGGUAAUACCACUUUUUUUUUUCCUAAUUAAAAAAAAAAAAAAAAGGCUUUGUACUGUCCCUCUGUCCCUCUGAGCAGAGGGUGAGUUUCCCAUCUUCAGAUCAGAUUAGGUGUAUCUGAAGGAUACUUGCUUGGAAUGGCAUAUCAUAAGAGGUGGUAACUGAUAAUGGGGGUAAGUCCUGUGUAAGGCACUAACAUAACACUGACUAUUGUACUGUCAGAUGAAUGACAGGCAAAGACAAUAUGAGCUGUUGAAAUACAUGUGGCAGAGCAUAGCUUGCUGCUAGUUUUUGCUGUGUUUGUGAGGAAACAUUGAUAAGCUUUGCACUGCAUUCCUCUGAAGUUGCUGCAAGUUUUGCCUGCUAUCCACUGCUAUGAGGAAAAUCAAAGGAAAAUGAAGCCAAGCCACCAGAGGAUAUGGCUAUUUAUUUGUUGUAAGCUAGCCAAUGAUAGCUGGGAAAAGGAGUACAUAAAAUAUGGAAACUUGCUCCAAGAAGCAACCAACAUAUCUGCUGCUGUGAACCCAAGAAAACAUGUCCUUGCCACUUGGCCAAACCUUACAAAGUUCUUGGACUGGAUUGAGGCUCUCUGUGAGGUAUUCAUGCUAGAAGAAAAAUAUUUUAGACCACUUUUAAAAACUCAGACCUAGCCUGCCUCACAAAUUAAGGGGGGUGCUGCAUGGUUGGCAGUGUUGGCACAAAGUGCACUAACAUGGGGAGAGCUUGGGUUUUGCACAGGAGCAACACAUCACUACAGAAGAGGUUCCUUUUUAUAGUGGAUCUAGGAACGACAACUGUGGUACAGCAUAUUGUCAUUUUAAGGGAGUCCUAGCAUAUUAGUAAUUGAGUCAAGUGCAAGGAAAAAAUAACAGCAGAUCCCUGAACUGUGGAAACAGUGAGGGAUGCGGGAAGAAGCUGCCAGUAAAAGAGAGGUGCGAGCCUAACAGUCUCAAUGUGGAAAGAGUUGUCAGAUUGUAUUCUGACUAUAUUUCACCAAUUAAUAGGUUUAUUUCUAAGGGGGGUAGAGAAUAUCUGACAGUGGGGUGCUGUUGUUAGUUACAGUGUGACCUGAAAAAGGAAAUGCUUCAGCAGCAACACCAUGAACUUAAAUUGACAGGCUAUCUGGAUCAGGAUGAUUCUGUAUCCCUUUCACCUAUCAGCCCAAAUACUGUAGAGCAUUUGCAGACAGUUCCUGUGAAAUGGUUGUACAUCUGCCCUAUUCCAGUUUUCCUGCUGGAUCUACAGUUCAAGUAAAUGUCAUAGGAUCUGGGCUAGGAGCAACUAGGAGGGGAGCUAUAUGGAAAACAGUGAUAGGGACUGAAAUCAUACUGCUAAACAUGAGUCAAAUUCCCAUUUGUGGGGAAUGCCUUGUUGGGACCCCAAGAGGCCUAGUGAGGGGAUUUCGCUCCCUCAGGGGAAAGCUGCUAAUCCAACAGAGCAGAGCAUGCUCAAGCACUAGCUAAGUAAAACCCAGCCUGGACUCUUCUGUGUUUCUAUAUUAAGAGGGUGGCUUUUGCCUACAGCCACUAUAUAAUUAGGAUGAUAAUAAAAUAGUAACCUCUUCGGUUUCUGCCUCUUGGCAGCUCCGGGGGAAAUGACUUAACUUGAACUGACCUAAUUCAAACUGUCAGCAUUGAGGACCUUGAUUCCUACCAAAAUUCACUUUUAAAUGAACCUAGAACAUCUAGACAGCUGCCAGACUUCACUGGCAAUAAUAAUUAGUGAGAUUUUCCAUUGCUGGAUACAGGCUUUCAUACAUGUGACUCCUACGAAAUGAAUCUACAAGGCAGCCUUUCAUGACUGUUUGAAUGCUUCUCUUCUCUAGCUGCCUAUUUGACAUUCAGUAGCUAUUCAGGCUGAAAAGUAACUAUUUUUUGCCUUGUUCUCCAUGUUGUCAUUUAAUUGCUAACUUACCACAUGCUGAGUGCUUGCACUUCUGCUUUGUCCCACCAAAGAAAAUGGCUCUUGCAAUGUCAACAUGAAGCAUCAACCUUAGCAUGGCAUGCCCUGCUCAUGACAAGAAUUUUAGGUUUGAGCUGUUGCUCUGAGGCUUGGUAUGAGAAAAGAACAGGGGUAGAGGAGAGAGAGGUUUUAUGGCUUUGCAGGGGUGAAACAUUAUGCAAACUGCACCAUCAGCUUAGGCAUACAGUGCUGCUCCUGGAGAGCUGGGGCAGUGCUCAGCAGCCUUUUCCAAAGCCACAGUCUCACCUCAGUGCUGCAACCAUUUGAGGAUGGUAAUUAGAAGAAUCCUUCUUAAUUGUUAUCCUUGAUGCUCAUCUGCUACUGUGCCUAAGUGCUUUGCUGUACAUUCUGGCAUGGUUCCCCUUGCAGCAAUGAUGCUGAGCAGGGCAGCUAACACCUCCAAAUUACAGGUUACAUCCCAUCCUCGUACACACAAUAGAGGAGAGAUGUUGUUCCUUGUCAGCGAGUCAUGAUUCAUGCUCCUUGGAGGCUGUUCAGUCAGGCAGAUGUUAAAAGUGGCUGUGGAUGUUCAAUAGAAUUUACUGUUUUCUGCUUUUAUGGCACUCAUUCUUUGCAAAUCUCUGUGACUUUACUCUGAGUAAUACUGGAGACAGAAAAAUCAUUGUUGCUUUUGGAUAGAGGCUGGUUCUUCAAGCCUGUGCAGCCAUGUUGCACUAUGGGACAGGUUGUUUCUCCUCAUGUUCCUCUGCCCCAGGGCUGCCUUUGUUGGAUUUAUGGCAUUAUAGUGUGGAGAAGAAAGAGGGAAGCAAAGCCCACGUUAGUCUCUGCUGUGUGCCUUUCCUUAGGACUGGCUUUAUUGGUAUAGUGACAUUGCAAAAAUUCUCCCAUCACAUGGAUGACCCGCUUUGUGUUUCAUCACACAGGAUGAAAAAGCCAGCUGACCUUCUGUAUCCAGUCAAACUCCUGCUUCAGAUGAUGUUAUGUCCACUUUAAAUACCAAGCUAUUUUUUAAGCAUCAUGUCUCCUAGGCGCAGCUGCUCUGCCUCUGGUAUCAGGAAACUACAGCCCCCAGGAACCUCUGCUCUUAUAGGGCUGCUGCUCUGUACUAUAUAGGACCACUGUGAUUUGUAGACCCUCAAACACUAACAUAGAAUCAUAGAAUAUCCCAAAUUGGAAGGGACUCACAAAGGCCAUCGAGUCCAACUCCCGGUUCUACAUAGAACCAUUCAAAAUUCAAACCCAGUGGCUGAGAGCAUUGUUCAACCGCUUCUUGAGCUCCAGUAACCUGGGCCUGUGACCACUUCCCUGGGGAGCCUUCUGGUGAAAAACUUCAUCCUUAUACCCAGUCCAACCUUCCCAUGACAUAGCUCCAUGCUGUUCCUUCAGAUUCUGUCACUGUCAAAAGAGAAAAGAAAUCAGCACCUAUCCCUCUGUUCCCCUUCUGAGAAAGCUGGACACUGCAAUGAGGGCUCCCUUCAGACUCCUCUAAAGAAAAUGAUUGUGCUUUUAUUUGUUUUCUUUUUUUUAUCAUUUUUUUAAAUUUUUGUUGGGGUCUAUGUAAACAUGCAGACUGUACUUGUGGGACAGAAGGGGAUUUUGCUCCUUCUCCAAUCUCUCUUGCACAGUCAAUGUCUUCAGCCUUCAUCCUGCACCAUAGCUGAAGGUUUUUGCAUGCUAUGCACAUCAAAAAUGCUCUUGAAAAGAAAGCAACAUGGCAAAUAUGGUGUAAGUAGAUGGAAGUGAGCAGACUAAGUCAAAUCCAACCCAUCUUCCAUUAGUAUAAUUCAUGCUUUAAUGAGUAAUAAAUGAGGUGAAUUAGUGAGGUCCAGUGCUUGCCUUUGGCAGGAUUGCUAGUCCUAUAUGUCAAGAUCCACUAGAAAGAAUAAGUUUCUCCUUUUUGCAAGGGCCAGUUUAGCUCCACCCUUGACUUAGUUUUGCAGGCUUUGCUGCCAUCAGUUCCCUUUCCUCAUUUUGUCAGGAAUCUCACAAGGCGCUUCCUGAGCUUUCCCAGAUGUGCAAAAGGGAGCAACUAUUGUCCUUUUCAUAACAGGGAUCCAUACACUUUGAGCAUUUUGUUACACUGUGAGCAAACCUGCCCUCUGUCUGGGCUUCUGCCGUGACCUUGCUUACUUAUAGGGAAAAAUUCUGUUAAAUGUUUGGAAAAUUUUUCUUCUGUAAUGUUUUGCUUUACAAGGCGCAUCAUAUGUAUUCAUAAAGUUUGUCUUGCAUCUAAUAGUAACUUUUCACAUUAUUCCUCCAUGCUUUUUGUGAACAGACCUUGUUGUCAGCUCCUUAUCACUGUCAGGGUUCAAAUGUCUGUGCAGGAACUUUCUGUCUGCUUCAAGUUGAAUGUUGUUAUAUGAACCUAAGUUUCAGCAAGUAGAGUUCAGAUGUUUUCAACAAUGAACUUAGAGAAACACAACUUGUUGCUUUGCCAAUGCUUAAAAAAUAUAUAUAUAUAUAUAUAUUUUUUUAAAGUCUAGCAACUAUUUAACUAAUGCAGUCAGGUGGUAUCCUGCUGGUGUGGGCUGUGUUGCUGACUUCCUACAGAAACUGCAAAACAGUGCAAUGUGUAAGAUGCAUUAAUGACAUGCCAGGUUACAACACUGAGAGCAGGUGUUCUCAUGCCCAUGACUUUGUUUCUGGUCCUGUGUUGCAGCCCACAGAACAAUCUGACUUUCAAAAAUGCAUGACUUUAUGGUUCACUAGCUUCCUGAACCUAGGGGAAGGGAGAUUCCAGUCCAAAAACAUUCACAGAUUUCAUACAGUGAUCUCUUUUACAAGGAACUAUUUAGAACACAGAAGUCUAUACAUUACCAGGGUGGUAAAGUGAGCACAAGUGUUAUGAUCAUUGCUUUGGAACAGCUUUUAUUAUCGCUGUUUUGUGUCAGCAGAAAAAUGAAGAACCUCAGAGUAGCCAGUGAAUUUUCCUCGUACCAGUACUCAAAUCUACGAUGGCAGUUCUUGCACCUCACAGCCCUUUCUGGCAUCAAAGCAAGGAAAGGGAUAAAAAACAGGGAUGGAAUAUAGGGUCAGAGCUUUAAACAAAACAGGGAGCAUAAAUGCAAAGCACAACUCUAGAAUAAAACCUAGACAGACCAGUAAGGUGUCAAGGCAGAGACAGGCAUGGAACAUGACAGGAACACGUAAUACCUGGGAAAAAAUUGGUAUGCAGAAGAUCUGAGGAAAAGAUACAGAGGCCUCUUCUGCCUUGAAAUGCUGGCACUACUGUUGUGGUUUGGUGAUUUUUUGUUAUCAGUUUUGCACAUCAGAACAUCAUGUGAACCAGUGGAAGUUCUGGUUCCGUUUACUGCCUCUUAUGUGCAUUUUGAGUAUUCUGAUGGGAAGGGAGGGGCAGCAUGCCUGGAGGACUUGGCGUGAAGAGGAAGUGAGGUGGAGCUCUGGACAGGACCCCGGGCGUCUCUCUCUCUCCUUCGUGGCUGGCUCAGCUCGCUUUGGAGAAGGGCACGUGCUUCCGUCGCACUUUGGGUACUCUUCUCUCUCUCAUUUUGUUUGAUUUUGUUGGAUUUAGUAAAUUACCGUUCCUCCUCA
This is a messenger RNA of Gallus gallus (chicken), 8974 nucleotides long. It is a transcript of the gene CD9, whose product is annotated as CD9 molecule. Gene Ontology annotation, cellular component: membrane. The transcript has 8 exons. Bases 895 to 1521 code for a protein of 208 amino acids. Lineage: Eukaryota; Metazoa; Chordata; Aves; Galliformes; Phasianidae. The record is from RefSeq and is a predicted model, not a curated record.